Messenger RNA from Saprolegnia parasitica CBS 223.65, 1266 nucleotides. RefSeq lists its product as hypothetical. The coding region runs from base 82 to 1233 and encodes 383 amino acids. The transcript is spliced from 4 exons. The record is from RefSeq and is a predicted model, not a curated record. NCBI's taxonomy places the organism in Eukaryota, Oomycota, Saprolegniomycetes, Saprolegniales, Saprolegniaceae.
CGCUAGAGGCGUUGCGCGUUGUCGGUGGAAAACUGCAGCGAAAACCGUCACGACCGAACAAUAUAAUCGCUCUCGUCUGGCAUGCACGCUCGCCGGUCGUCCGUGACGGCGACACCGACGGCGCCGCUCGCCGAGACGACGGCGACCCCGGCGCCCAAGUCGGUGUCGCCGCCCAAAUUCCGCAUGCCUUUUAUCAAGGCGCAGAUCCAGGCAAGCCCGAGCAUCCUCCGCGCCUUCAACCGCAAGAUGAAGCCGCGCCCCACGAUGGGCCACGUCACAUUUGACGAGUCGAAAACGGGCCCCGACGAGUCGCUGGUGCAGCGCAAAUCGAGCCUCCCGACAGCGUCCUCGCCCUCGCCCACUUCGCCCUCGACGUUUUACUGCGCCGCGUGCGAUAAGAGCUUUCCGAACCGUGUGCUCUUUGACCGGCACCACGCCUUCUCGUUCAUGCAUGAGCUCAACGUCAAGCAGGCGGCCGCGCUGGCCGAGCUCGCGUCGCAGCCGUCGCCCAAGACGAUGCAUCUCUCGCACCUUGCGCCCAAGUUUUUCUGGCGGCUCCGCGCGGAAGCCCACGUCGUGAUUGGGGAAAAUGCGAACGGGGACAUUGGCGUGUGGAUCUACCAGUCGCCGACAGCGCCGUCGCUCGAGGUCGUGCUGCUGCCGCGCUUGCACACGCUCGCAUCGCUCGAGGGGCCGGCGCUCUACGCCAAGAUCGUCCACCUCGUCGAAGUCGGGUACGAAGCUCUGCAAAGUGCCAGUAUCGAGAAUGACGGGCAUAGCUUUCGGGAUGUGCGGACGCAAACGCUUGGCCUCGUCUUCCCGUUCGAGUACACCAGCCACGUGGCCCGGCAGUCGGUCCUAGGCGGCACGGAAUUUGCCAAGCAGUUUGCUUGCUUCUCGUCGGACGUCGUCGAGGCGCGUCUCGCUGCGUGCACGGUGGCGCCAACGCUCCAAGGGUUUGAGCACGAGCAUGGCAAGCUCCGAGAAGACGCUGAGCUUCUGAAAGCGAGCGUGCAGUCGGCCGAGAUCGAGCAAACCAAGACAUCGGCGAUUCUAGCCCACCUCGCCGCCAAGGUUGUGGUCACGGACAGUAGUAGCAAGGACGAGCCGGAGCCGCCGCCGAUGCAGCCGCAACCGCCGACGACACCGCCUUUGAACAUCUCCCCGCGCCAAGCCAAACGCCUUAGCAACCUCGUGCUGCCGCCAUUGGAAGGUCGACCACCCUUGGCGUAGUGCUCGGCUCCCAUAACACACUUUGCAUAUCCC